AGGAGCAGGAGCCCGGCUCUAGGAUGAAGUUCAAGCCCAACCAGACGCGGACGUACGACCGCGAGGGCUUCAAGAAGCGGGCGGCCUGCCUGUGCUUCCGCAGCGAGCAGGAGGACGAGGUGCUGUUGGUGAGUAGCAGUCGGUACCCAGACCAGUGGAUUGUCCCAGGAGGCGGGAUGGAGCCAGAGGAGGAGCCCGGCGGUGCUGCUGUGAGGGAAGUAUAUGAAGAGGCUGGAGUCAAGGGAAAAUUAGGCAGACUCCUGGGAAUCUUCGAGCAGAACCAAGACCGGAAGCAUAGAACGUAUGUUUAUGUUCUGACAGUCACUGAAAUAUUGGAAGACUGGGAAGAUUCUGUGAAUAUAGGAAGGAAGAGAGAGUGGUUCAAAGUAGAAGACGCAAUCAAGGUCCUGCAGUGUCAUAAGCCUGUCCAUGCCGAGUAUCUGGAAAAACUAAAGCUGGGGUGCUCGCCAGCCAACGGGAAUUCCACCAUCUCUUCCCUCCCGGACAGCAAUGCCUUGUUUGUGACGGCCGCUGGACAGCCCUCCGGGGUGCCGUCCAGUGUAAGAUAGAGCUGGGGACCUUCCCCCACCACAUCCUGUCACCACGUCACAGGGAGAGGCUUUUUUACUUUUCUUCUAACACAUCCGACUGCUGCUGGCAAACUCGGAAUCUGCCAUGCAGGGAUUUCAAAUAAUUUGCAUGUGUUUCAGAUGCUUUCAAGUCUUUUAAAGUAAACAACAAAAUAGCAUAAAAAUAUUUUAAGAUGCCAAAGCCAUAUGGGAUUUUUUUAGAGCCUUAAUUAUAACCUUCCACCCCAUUACUUUGGUUUUCAUUUUUUUAUGACCCCCCACCCCCACUUUUGUCCACUUGACAUCAUUCUGUGGUUUAUUUUGCCUGGUCUUAUUAAAUAAGUUGUUGGGUAUGUAUUUUCACACACACCAUUUUUUUUCUUAGAGUAUGAAAUAGUCACCAGAUCUUUGUGUUGGGAAUUAAUGAAGAGAUCCUCAGUAUUUAAAGAUAUAUCCACCCCAAAGCUUGUUUAAGAGGGUCAUAAUCUCCAUUUGUAAACUACAGAUUUGGGCUGUAGUCUUUGACCAAGUACUUCAGUUCACUCUCUCCAAGAAUUGGAAUGUUCACAGCCUACUGUCACGGUCAACCUACUAGGACUGUUUCCCCUACCACUGUAGUGAUUCAAUAUAAAACACAAAGAGCUCGUCCUUCUGGGGAAAUACUGUCAGCAGCUUGCAUGUGAUUGAGUGCAUCUCAUCCUGAGAACUGUAUUUAUAGGCGUUUAUUAGCAUGCUCAGUUGUCAGUUCCCUCUGGGACCCUUUGAACAUAGGAUACAUUAAGGCCACAUUUCCCUCGAUGGAGAUUGUUCUUUUUUUGUUGAUUUAGUGACAUCUCUUUAGUGAUUGUUAAAUCAAUUUACCGCAGGAUUCGAAUCUAACCUCGAGUCCCAGUCAGUGAUGACUGCGUCACGGCUAAAUAAAAUGGCCAUUCCUGUUCUUCGCUGUUCCAGGCCUAAGACAGGGCGCGUCUGACUCUCCCCUGUUGUCCGAGUGUCAGUGAGUGGUCUGUGGUGUAAGUUAACUGUAGGGGACCCAGAACGUAGGAGCCAUCCUGUGAAAGAGAACCUGGUCUGGAACUCGUACACUUCCUCCAGGUCGGAAGUGACAGGGGAGGGAAAGCUUCGGCAGAUGUGGGAUGAGGAAAAGAUCAUUCUUGACGUAGCCAUCGUUAACCUUUUGUAAAUACUCUCACUGGCAAGCAUAAAACAGGGAAUUCAGUAAGACAUUUGUUCUGUAACUUGUUAACCUCUAAAAUGCUGAAAUGGUCCUUACGUGUAAGGAAAACUGGUUCUGAAAAUGAGAUCUUGUGCCACAAACGCAGCAGAACUAAAUAAAAAUGUUAGUUUACAAAUUAACGCUGUCAAAGUAAUGAGUAAAGUAGAAAAACUCAACCAGUAACAUUCAUUCUGAAUUAUGUAAUCACACAUGAUCAUUCAGACCUUUUAUAUUUUUCUUUGUACAGAGGUCAUGUAUUGUUUUUUUCUUUCUUUUUUUUUUUAAGGAAACAUUUUAAAACCCACAGAUUGACAUUUUCUAUCAGUUGCCAAUAGACUUUUUCCUCACAAAUGUCUGCAAUUUCUCUAUGUACUAAACACAACAGAGAAACUGGACUGCUUUGUAUAGAAGAAUACUGCUUCCAGCUAACAUUAUCACAAGUGCUUGGGGGUCUAAAUGUACAUGAUAUUUUCAGAGUAACAGUGCAUGAACUCAUUUUAUAAACCCUUGGACUAUGUAUUGCCAUGUAAAAUAUGUACAGUAUUAAUGUCAACCAUCUCUUUAAAGUUAGCCUAUAAAUAUUGUUGUAUAAUUUCUUUGGUCGGAACAUUUGGACUACGUCAUGUCACCUGGGUCAGGAUUUUCUUCAGUGCUGUUUAGCAAACCAACUGUCUUUAGUCUCUGCCAGUAGCAAAGGAUUUCCAGAAUGCAGCUUCACUGUUCAAUUUCACCCGAGGGCUCCCUAUUUCUCUCCUGGAACCCAGAGACCAGCAGGAUUAUAGAGGAAAAGAACUGAGGUGAUUCAGUUCUCUUAAAAGUAGUUGAGUCUACUAAAAAGGUAAUGUCUCCCAUCUCAGACCUCUGCCGUCUGCAGUGCUGAGACUUCUGUGUGUGCUUAUUUGUGGAGUAGCUGAAUAAAAUCGGGCAGCUAAAUUCUUCAGUUCCAUGUGCCUCCUAAGUUAAAAACAACAACAAAGAAAUUGUUUUAAUUAAAUUGACUUGCAGAAAAGUAGAAGCAGCCCUGUGUGGUGUUUCCCCACCAAGCACAUGAGAUCCAGUUCUUUUUGUCAAUCACAUUGUAGGAAGCAGAGAAGGAAGAAUCGCUUUGCAUGGUCUCACUUGAGAUGGUCUCAUUCGAACUGGUGUAAGAAUCUUGACUUUUUUACAUUUGGAAAUAUCAAAUAAAAAUGGAAACAUAA
Peromyscus maniculatus bairdii (prairie deer mouse) is the source of this 2984-nucleotide messenger RNA. It is a transcript of the gene Nudt4, whose product is annotated as nudix hydrolase 4. The record is from RefSeq and is a predicted model, not a curated record. Gene Ontology annotation, cellular component: cytoplasm; nucleus. Lineage: Eukaryota; Metazoa; Chordata; Mammalia; Rodentia; Cricetidae. Gene Ontology annotation, molecular function: endopolyphosphatase activity; diphosphoinositol-polyphosphate diphosphatase activity; bis(5'-adenosyl)-hexaphosphatase activity. Gene Ontology annotation, biological process: adenosine 5'-(hexahydrogen pentaphosphate) catabolic process; diadenosine hexaphosphate catabolic process; diadenosine pentaphosphate catabolic process.